AUGCGGGCUUUCCUCAUAUCCCUGCUGGUGGGCUGCGCCAUAGGGGCGACCAUUGAGAGACCCGCUCGCCAGAUAUACGGGGCACGCAUCAGUUUGCAGCCGUCGUACCUUGUGCCGAGUGGGCCUGGACCUUGCAAGCCCUCUACGUUGUACAGAACGAAAGUUUUCUACUCUACGGUCGUAAUCCCCUCCACCGUCUACAACAACAACGUUCAGUUCAUAACCCAGACAGACUUCCGCACGCAGCAGGUCUUCACUACUCUCUUCUCGGACUUCGUGAGUACGAUAGUGGUGCCCUCGUUCACCUUCCAGACGGUGACGGUGACCCGCACCCAGGGCAACAUCCGCACCGAGACCAUCACUCUUCCAGGACAGGUCACCUUCGUCACACAGACGCAGGAGCAAGUGAGCACCAACGUCCAGUUCCAGACCAUCGUCACCACAGUGUCGCAGCAGGUGCCCACCACCGUCACCAGGGAUGUGGUGUCAACAGUUGUUUUCACACAGCAAGUAUUUAGCACCAUUUUCCAGUCGCAAACAGUGACCAGCACCAUAGAAAUUCCUGGACAAACCCGUACUGUGGACAGCACGCUGCUUAGCACCACUUUCUCCACCCUCGUGACAACAGGCCAGAACGUGUUCAUUACACAAACUGAAGUCAGGACCAACUUCAUUACCCAGACAAUCACACAACCAGGCCAAACCCAAUUCAUCACCUCCACCCAGAUCAUUCCCAUCACAAGCACGAUCUUCUCGCAAAUCGUGUCCACCAACACGCAGACGCAGUUCAUAACACGCACGCAGGUGCAGCAGCAGGUAACCACCGUCUUCAGCACACAGACCAUACCGUCAUUCAACACCAGAACUGUGACCGUUCCCACACAAGUGGUGCAGACCCAGAUAUCCACCCAGAAUGUGGGCUCCACCAUCGUCAGCCAGCAGGUGGUGCCCACUCUGGUCACUCUCCCGGGCCAGACGCAGAUACUCACCAUCGUCCGCACUGUGGUGCAGACUCAACAACAGUCUGGCCAGAUCAGAACCAUAUUCCAGACCCGAGUGAUUUACAACACCAACUUUGUGACCUCCACCGUCUUCAACCCCAAGUUCCACACAGUGACGGCUACGCGCACCGUACAGCCGUACUGCGACACAGGCUACCGGCGGACCACCUCAGGCUACAACCAUUACGGUCGCUAG
This is a messenger RNA of Procambarus clarkii (red swamp crayfish), 1197 nucleotides long. The record is from RefSeq and is a predicted model, not a curated record. NCBI's taxonomy places the organism in Eukaryota, Metazoa, Arthropoda, Malacostraca, Decapoda, Cambaridae.